This is a messenger RNA of Orbicella faveolata, 1082 nucleotides long. Its product is annotated as chymotrypsinogen B-like. Lineage: Eukaryota; Metazoa; Cnidaria; Anthozoa; Scleractinia; Merulinidae. Gene Ontology annotation, biological process: proteolysis. The record is from RefSeq and is a predicted model, not a curated record. Gene Ontology annotation, molecular function: serine-type endopeptidase activity.
ACAGCAAGGUUCAUGACGCUGAGAGUAACCACGAAGCCUGAGAAGAAUUUUGAGAAUCAGAGAUGCUACUUUUCGUUGGAAUAAUUCUUACACUAAUAGCACCUUCAUUUAUCCAGGGAUGUGGCAAACGACCGCUCUCCGCGCGCGUGGUUAAUGGUCAGAAUGCAGCGCCUCAUUCAUGGCCAUGGCAAGUCUCUCUCCGUGUUAGAGGGCGCCACAUUUGCGGUGGAUCUCUAAUCAGACCUAACUGGAUUGUGACCGCGGCUCAUUGUGUUUAUCGGUCCCCGUAUCCAGACGGAUACACAGUAGUAGUAGGUGGUCACAGACGAAAGGGUUCAACUGCUGUUCAAGAAGAGUUCGACGUAAAAACUGUCUACAAACAUGAUGGCUUUACCAUGCAGAACUUGAUGCACGACAUUGCUGUGCUUGAGCUGAAAGGUUCAGCAAAAAUAAGCGAUAAAGUGUCUCCAGUUUGUCUACCUACAGAAGAACCAAGCCCCGGGACGGAAUGCUACAUAACAGGAUGGGGACGUCUUUCCGGCAGCGGAUCAUCUCCAGAUAUACUUCAACAAGCAAAGAUACCUAUAGUAUCCCAUGAAGAGUGCAGAAAGAAGUACAGUCGCUAUGACAGUAAAGCUCACCUAUGCGCUGGACAGGGUCAUUCGGGUGGGUCAGGAGGGUGCCAGGGAGACAGCGGUGGUCCGCUUGUUUGUGAAAAGGAUGGUACUUGGUAUCUGCAUGGUGCUGUUAGCUUUGGCAAACGGGGCUGUCCAACUAAGUACAACACUGUGUUCGCACGAAUCACAACAUACAUUCCUUGGAUAAUGGAUAAGCUAGAAAACAGACCACCAGCACCAACGCGACCUCCAAAAACAAUACCACCAGGUUGCAAAGAUAAACGAGAAGACUGUGCUGCUAAUCAGUUAUUUUGUCGUUUCAUGCCGGACUUUAAGAGGGAUUGCCCUGUUACAUGCAACAAUUGUUGAACAGAUUUCACCAAAGAUUAACACAUGUAAUCUGACUAUAUGCUGGAUUGCACUGUUUUAAAAUGGGGAGACUAAUAAAAAAAGUGUUUAAAUCCA